Messenger RNA from Hymenoscyphus albidus, 1275 nucleotides. NCBI's taxonomy places the organism in Eukaryota, Fungi, Ascomycota, Leotiomycetes, Helotiales, Helotiaceae. The record is from the annotation of a GenBank genome assembly.
AUGCCUACAAAUCUUACAGAUCUCCCUCAGGAGAUUCGCGAUAUGAUCUGGAACGAACUUUUACUAGAUGACACGGAAAAUCGCCUAAAACACCGAAAGAUAUCAACUCAACUCUUCCAGGUCAACAAAGCGAUCUCGGCUGACACACUUGCAUUCUUCUACCGCGAAAAUGCAUUCGUACUUAUCGAGGACAUCGAUACCAGGACCGGAUGUUUUCUGAGUCACCUUCUAGAUUCAGCUCUAUUGACCAAAUCGCGAUGUCAUAUGACAUUUCUAUUACCGGACAUGGAAUUCCCACCAAAAGUCGCUUUAAGAAUAAAGCUAUUGCAAGGGUAUAACAAGGCGGUGAUGGGAGGGGAGAACAAAUGGGAGGAAACAGUGGACCGGAGGUCUAAGCAGAGGGUUGUGCAAGUCUUGAUGCCAGGAAAGUAUCUUCCGAGAUUGAUUCAGACGAUAAAUUGUACCCGAUCUCCUUUUUACUAUGUAAAAGAUUAUGUGGGACCUCCUAUCUUCGGAAUGAAGCUAGAUUUCGAGACCGAGCUUGAAGAGUAUUACCAGGGAAAUGGGGUGGCACAGCGACUUGUAGAUGGUCUAAAAGGUCUUCUUCAAUUUCAAGGUUACGAUUGGUAUAGUAAUUGGCGUGGCUUCAAUUCUGCAAGAUUAAUCACGGGGCCUACUUUCAACACCGAAUUCACGAUCACGGGGUUAGACGACAAGCUCGCUACUGAACUUCUACAAAAUUCUGACCUUCCAAUGUGGACAAGAGGAGAUGUAAUCGCGAAAUCAAAGCAUCUCAUUCAGCAAGCCAAAACCCACGAAGCCCGCGGCGACUACGCAGAAGCAUAUCUCGACCUCUACGCAAGUCAACUCAUGAUAGGCCACCAUAAAGUCCGUGGAUUUAUGAACGCGAACCUUCCAGCAUGGAUUGGGCUUGAAAUCACCUCGAUACUUUUCGAUAUCCUGUUUGCGUACAGCGAGCUGGCCUGGAACCUGCGUAGCGAGUACCGAGAAUUUUUCCUUCGUCGAUUUGAUGUCGAAUCGACUGGAGAAAUUUCCAGGGCAUUCGGCAAAGUCAUGCGUAAUUCCCCACGGCACCCCUAUCUGAGAGGGGAUCGUGCUGACGAAGGGCAUUUGAAGGGAUCCACGCUUGAAGAUUUAAAAGCGAGAAGGUCAACCCUUUUUUUACGAUAUUCUCGUUAUGCUCUCUCUAUAGGAGACUUCUCUAACACUGUGAACUAUCUUCGUUUGGCCCUGGCAAAGGACCUGAGAAUUUAG